Messenger RNA from Gadus chalcogrammus (walleye pollock), 2040 nucleotides. RefSeq names its product CCR4-NOT transcription complex, subunit 6a (gene cnot6a). Gene Ontology annotation, biological process: nuclear-transcribed mRNA poly(A) tail shortening. Gene Ontology annotation, cellular component: nucleus; CCR4-NOT complex; cytoplasm. The transcript is spliced from 12 exons. The record is from RefSeq and is a predicted model, not a curated record. Gene Ontology annotation, molecular function: protein binding; poly(A)-specific ribonuclease activity. Bases 155 to 1831 code for a protein of 558 amino acids. Lineage: Eukaryota; Metazoa; Chordata; Actinopteri; Gadiformes; Gadidae.
GGAUCCGGGGCUGUUAUCGUUGGCAGGAAGAAAAAAAAAAAACCCUGACAGUCGCCAUGAUACAGCAGCAGCAGCGGAAGCGAGUGAAGUAGCUAGAAAACAAAAGAGAACACGCAGUCGUCCUCGCUAUCUGGUAUGCUCUUGCAGUACAGGAAUGCCCAAGGAAAAAUAUGACCCGCCAGACCCUAGGCGGAUGUAUACAAUUAUGUCGACCGAGGAGGCAGCCAACGGGAAGAAGUCAUACUGGGGUGAACUUGAAAUCAGUGGUCGAGUACGAAGCCUCAGUACAGCCCUGUGGUCUCUGACCCACCUCACUGCCCUGCACCUCAGUGACAACUCCUUGUCACGUAUCCCGCCAGACAUUGCCAAACUACACAACCUGGUUUACCUGGAUCUGUCGUCCAACAAAAUCAGGAGCCUGCCGACAGAGCUCGGAAACAUGGUGUCGCUCAGGGAACUUCUUUUAAAUAACAACCAGUUGCGGGUCCUGCCUUUUGAAUUGGGGAAACUGUUCCAGUUACAAACGUUAGGGUUGAAGGGAAACCCACUAGCACAAGAGAUCAUGAGCCUCUACCAGGAACCGGAUGGCACCCGCAGACUGCUGAACUACCUGUUGGACAACCUGGCAGGAGCCAUUAAGAGACAACCAACGGAGCAGCCUCCCGCAAGGCAAUGGAUCGCCCUGAACGAGCCGGACCGGACACGAGCCUCGGCGUUGUUCUCGGUGAUGUGCUACAACGUGCUCUGUGACAAGUACGCCACGCGGCAGCUGUACGGCUACUGUCCCUCCUGGGCCCUGAACUGGGAGUACAGGAAGAAGUCCAUCAUGCAGGAGAUCCUGACGUGCAACGCAGACAUCAUCAGCCUGCAGGAAGUGGAGACGGAGCAGUACUACAGCUUCUUCCUGCCGGAGCUGAAGGAGCAGGGCUACGAGGGGUUCUUCAGCCCCAAGUCGCGGGCCAGGACCAUGUCCGAGUCGGACCGCAAACACGUCGACGGAUGUGCGGUCUUCUACAAGACAGAGAAGUUCAGCGUGGUGCAGAAGCACACGGUGGAGUUCAACCAGCUGGCCAUGGCCAACUCGGAGGGCUCGGAGGCCAUGCUGAACCGGGUCAUGACCAAGGACAACAUCGGAGUGGCCGUCCUGCUGGAGGUCCGCAAGGAGAUGAUGGAGCAGUCCUCUGGAAAGGCGCUCCACGGCAUGGAGAAGCAGCUGCUGCUGGUGGCCAACGCCCACAUGCACUGGGACCCCGAGUUCUCCGACGUCAAGCUGGUGCAGACCAUGAUGUUCCUGUCGGAGGUGAAGAACAUCGUGGACAAGGCCACGCGCAGCCUCAAGCUCUCCUCGGUGUCGGGCGAGACCAACGCCAUCCCACUGGUGCUGUGCGCUGACCUCAACUCCCUGCCUGACUCCGGUGUGGUGGAGUACCUCAGCACCGGCGGCGUGGACUGCACCCACAAGGACUUCAAGGAGCUGCGCUACAGCGACAGCCUGACCAACUUCAACUGCAACGGCAAGAACCCCACGUCCAACGGCCGCAUCACGCACGGCUUCAAGCUGAAGAGCACCUACGAGGAGGGCCUGAUGCCCUACACCAACUACACCUACGACUUCAAGGGUGUCAUCGACUACAUCUUCUACUCCCGGCCCAGCCUCAACGUGCUGGGCGUCCUGGGGCCCCUGGACCCCCACUGGCUGGAGAACAAUAUCAGCGGCUGCCCGCACCCCCACAUUCCCUCCGACCACUUCUCCCUGUUCGCACACCUGGAGCUCCUGCUGCCCAACCUGCCCCCCCAGGUCAACGGUCUGCACCUGGGCGCCCGCAGGUAGUGAGUCCCCCCCCACCAGCUCUGGUCCCCCUACUGCAGGAGGAGGAGGGCGCUGUGAGAUGGACCGCGGGGGCGGGCCCACAGGGAUUUCGUAUGAUGUAAUAGAUAUUCUAUAUUUUCCUUUUUUCCUUUUAUUUUUUAUUUGUGGAACUGCUCGAGUCAAUCCUGUGUUCUGUGUUCUCUUGUUUCGGACUCCUCUGCUCCACUGCU